AUGAUCCCCCGAAGGCGCGUGGUAUGUGCGACAAGGCGACCUGUCGUGGAGCUUCCAAAGAAUGGAAUAUGGGACUAUCAAGAGCAGGAGCGUACGGUGGUACCUUGGACACGCCUGCCUCCAGAGAUCCGCCUGAUGGUCCUUGAGCAAGUUCGAGAAUCAGCAAAGGGCCAGCUAGCAUCAAGGGGGAAACGAACCUACGAGAUGUCGAUCUAUGCCACUGUCUGUCGAGAAUGGCAGAGCUUCUUCGAGAAGGAGAACUUCAAACGCUUGAUCCUACACCAGUCCGACAUAUUUCUGUUCGGCGCAUUCACGCAUGGCCAACAGCAGCGCAGAGCCUGGAUAGAAUGGAUAUGGUUGCGCAUAGAACUUCCACAGUACGACUGCAAGAAGUGUCAAAAAGCAGAAACACUUGACGAGAUCAGAAACAACAAUAUUGUGUUUACCAAGGCAGUUUGGGGUCUCUUCAACAUAUUGUCAACUUGGGAGAGAGAUCUCAGCUCGGUUCAUCCCUACAAAGGACUACGCCUUGAGCUUGGGGUAUACUCUCCAAGCGAUGCGACCCAUUUCUGCAAGGAGCUGCAAUGCCGUGUCAACGAUACCUCGUGGAGUAAUAUUAUCGGGAUUCAAAAUAGAGGCUUCCACGACAAGGCUCAUGGUUGGAGAGAAGAGCGACAACUUCGUCCAACAGGCGAUGCAUUGAGAAGAGUUUUUGGGCCUUCAUGUGGAUUAGCAUUCGACUUGCGCAUAUCAACUGCCCGCCAACUUGAGAAGGUCCUUCCAAAGGUCAAUAUCAUCACAGUCUUGGUCAUUCGACGCCAGUUCUACCGACACUACUCUAUAUCCAAAGCUUUGCAACCUAUCAUCCAAAGCCUACCACAACUCUUCGACAUCAGAUACGAACACUGGCGGGACCCGGAGGGAGAGGAUGGUCUGGCAGUACGAGAUGCAGAACAUCACAUCCUAUUAUCUAUGCUCCGUGCCCAAACAAACUUACGGAGAUUCCGGAUCUUUGAGGAUUUCAGACCACUCUAUCACGGCAAGGAAGACAGGAAAUUCUGCCCUUCUUUGGGACAGGCCCUUGCAGAAUCAAGCCAGCACCUCGACGAGCUACUUGUUACCUUUAGCAUUGAUGCAAAGGACUUCUUUUCUCAAGUCUCUGGAGAGAUGAUGUGGCACAACCUGAGGCUUCUAUCUUUAACCACACCUGCACUCAGUCCUCUGCGUCAUGAUCAGCUUAUUCAAGAGGCAGCAAAAAUAAUCCCAAGAAUGCCUCAGCUCAAGAUAAUGGAGCUCUGGCAUAUUGGGCAUUAUUUUGCCUGUGUCUUUGAAUAUUCCUUAGGCUAUCCCAGUCUUCGGCCUUCGAUACGGCUUCUCAGCACAUGGGAUGGGAAGCUUAGUGCAGAGGCAAUCUCAUGCUGGAAAGAAGUUACGAAUGAACACCGCGGCGAGCUCCGUUCAGAGUCGGUGUGGCUAGAUCCAAAGAAAGCUCGGUCUCAUUUCGCCAUCAUGCGCCUUUUGCUUGUGCGGCGGCGGGUCGUACAUAGCACCUCUUAUGAGCAACUUCGAUCAUCACGCCAUGAGAACCGGUUCUGUAGAGCAUGA
Molecule: messenger RNA, 1605 nt
Organism: Thyridium curvatum
Lineage: Eukaryota; Fungi; Ascomycota; Sordariomycetes; Thyridiales; Thyridiaceae
Exons: 1
Coding region: 1-1605 (534 amino acids)
Source: RefSeq, a predicted model, not a curated record